GUAGAAGCUGAACACAAAAAUGUUUGUUUUACUAGUGCUAUUUGUUUCGACUAUAUACGUUUCAGAACCAUUCAAGUUUUAUGAAGUCGAAGUUGAUUUAGAACAAGUUUUUCAACAAGGUAAACCUUUGCCAAGAUUUUGGACUAGUACAGGAUUGUGCCCUCCUGCACCGCGGGAGAAAACCUCCGAAUUCUUGCUAUCGGAGGAUAGUUUACUGAAUUUGGAAAUCAUUGGAUCGCUGCCAAAUCAAGGGCUAAAAUACGUCAGGAUUCAUUGGUUGCUUGACAUGAUCAACUUUUCGCACUAUGACCAACGAAAGGCAAUAUCCUAUGAUUUCUCUCGCCUUGAUGCAUUUUUGGACAAAAUACGUGAAUUCGGACUGUAUCCCGGAUUUGAAUUCAUGGGAGUACCGGCUGGCGUUUACGACAAUGAACGGAAACAUCGCUUCGCAUACUUUUGGUCCGAUCUGGCAAUGCAAGUUGCGUCUCACUAUUUGCGUCGAUACGGGAUACAGUAUGUUUCAAACUGGCGAUUAGAAACAUGGAAUGAACCAGAUCUCAAAAACUACAAUGUUCUGAAUUUCACGAUUGAUGACUAUAUCACCCAUGUUCAUUCGAUCCGAUUCGGCCUUGAUGCAGCAGGUCGUCUUCUAAACAACAUUCAUUUGCCACUACGGGGCCCAGCCGGUUUGUUCAAAUCGAAGGACCACCAUCCAUUUUGCUGGAAGAUCAUUGAGCUGUGUAAUGAUUCACCUAAAAAGUGUCCUUUUGAAACUAUAACAUUCCAUCGUAAAGGUAGUGGCUUACGUGCAGAUGAAAUUCUGCAAGGUGGUUUGGAGCUAAUGGAGCACUUCAAGGAUAGGUUUCCCAAAAUAAGCCAACUUUCGUUUUCAAAUGAUGAAGCAGACCCAAUUUCCGGGUGGUCAACGCCACGUGAGUUUUAUUCUGACCUAAGGUAUGGAGCAGUGUUGGCGUCAACAGUGUUGCAGCACUGGUCUGCCUUAUUUAACGGACGUUUUACAAAUUUGGAGUCGAUUUCCCACGAUAAUGGAUUUCUCAGCUAUCAUCCAUAUGAGUUUGAUCAGAGGACUCUGCUGGCACGUUUUCAAAUGAAUCUCACUCAUCCGCGACAUGUUCAGUAUGUAGCUAAGCCAGUUUUUUCAACGCUAGGAAUUCUUGCCAGCUUAGGAUCGAUGGCAAUCGAUAUCAACUCUAACAGCGAAAAUAUCAGUCAUGUGGUAUCAUAUCAAGUGAAUCCGUUCUACUUAUGUACUCUAUUAAUAUCAUCGAACGAUACAUUUGAAUCGAUGGAAAAGCGACAAAAACUAGCUUUACAUUUUACCACGAAUAACCAGUUAUCAGGCCAAACUAUUGGAUACGUUGUUGAGGGGCUCCAAGGUGGCCUGAACAGCCCAGUUAAUGUCUGGAAUUAUGAUGGAAAACCACCAUAUCCCACUGCAUCGCAAUUUGAAGAAAUGCGAUCCGUCCAAUUUCCAAGUAUUAUCGAAGGUCCCGCCAUUCUACCCCCUGCCUGGAAGAAAUUCAGCCUGCUGCUGAAUCUACGAACACCUUGGAUAGCAACCGUUCGAAUGUGCAGCCUGCAGUCUUCGAAGCCUACCGAAGUCCUAAACAUCAGUGUUAGGAACAUCAACGCGAACGAAAUUAUUAUUUUCUGGCACGAAAAGCCAACAGAUGUGAGGUGCACCGUCGGGUAUGAGGUGUGGUUUAGCAAAUCUAAUCUAUCGAUCGAAUGGCGACAAAUUAAUUCCGGGAAACAUACGCCGUUUUUGGUCUAUCAUUAUGCACCAGAUGGCGAAGCGGUCGGUUUGGCGGGUCUGUACCGGGUGCGUUCCGUUGAUUUGUUCGGCCGCGUUGGCGCUUUUUCCAAAGCUCAUUAUCAUGACGGCUGAUUUUUUAAUCAAUUCGAACUUUUAAUUAUCCCCAUGUUUGGUGGUUUCAAAUGAAGUCCGGGUAAGUAUACAUGUAGGUAUAGUUGUGCACAGCACGCACCGAAUGCUAAUUAAAUUAGGUUUAACUCCUGUGCUUUUGCGAAUGCCAGCCAAAGACCGCGACAAGAGCAGAUUGCGUGGAAAGAGAUGGGGUUGGCUAUAGUGCGGUAUUGAUAGGUAGCCAUAGGACUUUUUUUUGCGUGGAUUAUUUUUGCUGGCUCAAACUGAGCAGGUCAUAUUAACAGAUUUUGUGGUCAACGACUGUAUAGAGACAAUACAAAAUUAUAUCCCAGCGUGUAGUAGCAGUGCAACCUAGGUGAUUUAUAUUGGAUUAUUCCCGCUGUUUAAUUUAAUAUCUUUAUUAUGUGAAUGACUUUGUUUUGUAAUAAUUUACAAUAGUUGUACCCCUAGGUGGGAAAUUAUUUGUAAUUACAGUAAUAUCAAGUUAAAUUUUGAAUAUUAAUAAACGAAGAGUAUUAAA
Aedes aegypti (yellow fever mosquito) is the source of this 2429-nucleotide messenger RNA. RefSeq names its product alpha-L-iduronidase. Gene Ontology annotation, molecular function: L-iduronidase activity; protein binding. Lineage: Eukaryota; Metazoa; Arthropoda; Insecta; Diptera; Culicidae. The transcript has 7 exons. The record is from RefSeq and is a predicted model, not a curated record. Bases 20 to 1909 code for a protein of 629 amino acids. Gene Ontology annotation, biological process: carbohydrate metabolic process.